ACCCCUUUCACUUUCCCGGAAAUUUCCGCUUCGCUUUAACUUCCCCUCUAAUUUUCCUUCCCCUUUAAAACCCUCUUCAUAAACUCCACUCCCAAUCUCUUCUCUCCACUUUCACCCCUUCUAAUUCCUCACUCCUCAUAACUUCCUUUUUUUUUCCCCCAUAAGAAAAAGCUUCCCCUGUCUCUCUAAUCACAGACUCUGUUGCACUAAACCCAGUUCGUGAAUCGGAUCAGAGAUGGAGAACAAUCAACAAUCGUCUUUUUGGCAGUUCAGCGACCAGCUGAGGGUGCAGGGCAACAACCUAGCCAACAUCUCCCUCAACGAUUCCAUCUGGAGCAGCUCCUACGCCAAAAACCGGCCCGAGCAGCGCCGCAACUUCGACAUCCGGGUCGGAGCCGAGCUCAACAACAAUUCUCCUUCCCCCGCCGCCGCCACCAGGCCCCAGGUAGGUUCUUCCGAUUGGAACGGCUUCAACGACGGCUGGAAGGUCGGGGCGGGAGGAGCCGGUUCGCCCGCCGGGCCGAACAACAAUUUUACCGGUUUGUUGAAUAACAACAACAACCACUCCGUAAUCGGCGGAGGAAGCGGAUCUCACCCGAUGAACAGCGUCGGGCUCAACGGCGGCUUCAACAAGGGGAUUUACUCCAAGGGUGGGCUGAACAGCGGGGGUUUCAAUUUUAAUGUGAAUCCGAGGGCCGGGAAGAACGGCAAGGGGUUUGGAUUCGACGAUGAGCAGCACAAUCUCGUCGGCGGGAAGUUCGGCAAGAAGAACGGCGGUAGGAAGAAUAACGACAGCAACGAUAGCGGGAAAGAAGGGAAAGAUGGGAAACAGAAUGGUGUUGACAAGAGGUUCAAGACUCUUCCGCCGUCCGAAGCUCUUCCCAGGAACGAGACCAUCGGCGGGUAUAUCUUCGUUUGUAACAACGACACCAUGGCGGAGAAUCUCCGGCGCCAGCUCUUCGGUUUGCCGCCGCGAUACAGGGACUCAGUCAGGGCGAUUACGCCAGGGUUGCCGCUUUUCCUCUACAACUACUCCACCCACCAGCUCCAUGGAAUUUUCGAGGCAGCUAGUUUCGGAGGGUCGAACAUCGAUCCGUCAGCGUGGGAGGACAAGAAAUGUGCAGGGGAAUCAAGGUUCCCUGCACAGGUUAAAGUGAUAACCAGGAAAGUCUGCGAGCCACUGGAAGAGGACUCAUUCAGGCCGAUUCUCCACCAUUACGACGGCCCAAAGUUCCGUCUCGAGCUCAACGUGCCCGAGGCGCUCUCGCUUCUCGACAUCUUUGGUGAUCAGAAGGCUUGAACAGAAUGCAGCAGCCUGAGUUACAUUAAGAGUUACUGAAGAAGGCCAGAAACGAGAGAGUGGGGAAACAAAGGAGUUUUACACUUUUACUAUAGAGGGGGUUUUUGGUGUUACAGGAAAAUAUGGACACCAUGAUGAAGAAGAGGGUUAGAGGUGAAAGUGAAAAAAAAAGUGGAGACAAAGUUUGGGUUUUUACUUUUCAUUUUUUUCACCCUUUCACUUCCGGAGUGGUAAGGAAUUAAGGAUAUACUAUAAUAUGCAUAGAUAAAUACAUAUACAAUCGAUAUAUGUGUAAGCCGUAUUUCCAUGUAACAUAUUUGUGGGAUGUGAGAGCUUCUUUAUAUAUUGUUCACCCUUCUUGUUCUAUGUUUAUGUUUGUUUUUGGUAAUUAAUUUAUCAUAUCUUUAUGAAUUUUGUGUGUGGAUAAUUGUAAUGAGACGGUAAUCUAACGAUGCAUGAAUGGUAAAAUGACAUGAUAUUGUGAGUAAUAA
This is a messenger RNA of Linum tenue, 1791 nucleotides long. NCBI's taxonomy places the organism in Eukaryota, Viridiplantae, Streptophyta, Magnoliopsida, Malpighiales, Linaceae. The record is from the annotation of a GenBank genome assembly.